Messenger RNA from Clunio marinus, 407 nucleotides. NCBI's taxonomy places the organism in Eukaryota, Metazoa, Arthropoda, Insecta, Diptera, Chironomidae. The record is from the annotation of a GenBank genome assembly.
GCCUUUGUGACCUUUGUGCAGUCGUCGAUGAUCUAGCAAUCUGGCAACAUUGUCCGGCAAUUAAAAAAAGGUUUGUUUUGACUACUUCUGUUUACACAUGUUUGGAGUCAAUUAAUUUAUUAUCCAAUGAAAAACUUUUAUUUGAUAAAGACGAGACUAUGAGACUUUUUAUGCACAAUCUACUUGAUAUCGCCAAUAAACAACUCAAUAAAUUUCAUGUUGCACAGUACAUUCGAAAAAUGUUGACAAGAGCACAGGAAUUAAAUUGUGCACUCGUUAGCCAUUCUGGUGCCGACAAGAAGAUUAACAUCCUAGAAAGUUUCGUUUACUUUCUGCUUGUCAAUGAACUUACAACCGAGAAAUUUUUAUCAAACGUGCAGAGAAGUUAUGAGAUAAGCAAGGAAUAA